This is a messenger RNA of Ostreobium quekettii, 786 nucleotides long. NCBI's taxonomy places the organism in Eukaryota, Viridiplantae, Chlorophyta, Ulvophyceae, Bryopsidales, Ostreobiaceae. The record is from the annotation of a GenBank genome assembly.
AUGCUUACUUUGUAUAUGCAGGCAUUGCUGGAGACUCCGAUUUCUCUACUGCGACUUCCUGGGUUCGUCAUCUAUGCCAUAAAGAGCUAUCUGUCGUCCACAGAGCGUGCCAAGGCACGCCUCUGGCAGGACCAGACAAUGACAUAUGGGGAUGUGGUACCAGACCACACCAUGGUCAUACUUCUGGGCGUUGUGUUUGCGGCAAUCAAUCCAAUCAUCACUGUGACAGCACUGGCAUAUUUCCUUGUGAACACCAUUGCCUGGAGGUACCAGGUUUUGUACGUCUACAAGGAGGAAUACCAGUCAGGUGGCAAGAUGUGGGUUCAGGUGUUUGAUCAGGUCUUGCUUGCUCUGCUUCUCAUGCAAGCCAUGAUCAUUGGCCUGCUUGGCAUAAAGAAAUUUGCCUUUUCUUUGCUGGUGAUCCCACUUCCCUUCAUCACACUCAGCUUCAAGGUUAUUGCCGGGAAGGUGUUCACCAGACCUCUCAGUGUGCUGUCCUUAAGAGGGGCAGCCGAUCUCGACAGAAGUGACAAGUCCAAUGCGGAGAAAAACCCACCAAGCCUUGAGGAGAUGCGGGAAGCUGAUCGCCUCUAUCUGUCUCCCAACUUCAAAGUUGAGCUUGGCGAGUAUGAGGACCUGCUGAGACAAGCACGUACCGUUGGUGCAAAGCUCAAGGGCGAGGACGUGAAACUUUCCGAGCCAAUUCGUGACGAGGAGUUGUACUGGAGUGCCGAAGAGGAUGAGGGUGGCCCAUCUUUGGAAGGUGGCGAGUCGAACCAGGUGUGA